Leptosia nina is the source of this 3645-nucleotide messenger RNA. The record is from the annotation of a GenBank genome assembly. NCBI's taxonomy places the organism in Eukaryota, Metazoa, Arthropoda, Insecta, Lepidoptera, Pieridae.
AUGGCGCUAGUUAUUCUUCUGAUUCUGGUGAUUGAUGCGACACUAAGUACAGCUGCACACGCAGAGAUGGCGCUAGCUAACGUUACAAGAUUCGCUACUGGGGAUUUCUUUACUCUAACAGGCACUGACUGCGGUAUGACCCGUUGCAUGGAAGUAUCACACGGGACCGCUCUGGCUACCAUCGGGGGCGCAGGCUGCACGUGUCAAUGUCGGGGGGAUACGCCCGCCUUCAGAGAGGACCGUCGCAUUUGCGUCAAUCAAAUUGACGAAUGUCCAAUGGCCAGCUUCGGCCGCGGUUCCACAAAGCCGCAAAUACCUUUCGUCUUUCUUCCACUGAAAGGGCAAAUAAUUUAUCCCUCAAAAGAAAUUGUUUUUACAGAUGUUGAAGAUGCCAUAUGCGCAGUGACAAGUGCGCAGUAUCUUUCUUCCUCUGGUUGGGUGACUCUUCGCGAUUUACUUGACAACGAUGUACCUUUUGGUCUCUACAGAGAUGAAGGGAGCACUUAUCUUCAAUGGAAGGGGUCAUCAGCGUUACACACGAGGCUAGAGGGCAGACUGGUGGCAACCCAUGUCUUAUGUUCAGCUCCUCCCCCAGCAAGACUUGCUACAUCAUGUGCUACCUUUCGUGUCGCUGGUGCUACUCACAACGCUCUACUUGAUGUACGAUCAAUACCAUUCCACGCUGGCGAAACAGUAACCAGUGAGCCAGCUACGCAAAGUCGCGGCCUAAGCGUCCUUGAAUCCCUAGCUAUUGGAGUGUGCGUUCUCAUGCUGGUCUUUAUAUACGCUGCUGGUAUUAUAUUUUACAUACACUACAAGCAAAAGCAGAGGAAGAAACCUAAAGAUCCAGAAAUGAAUAUAUCUAACGCGAUAUCCAGUGAAAAUGAAUCAACUUUAGAUUCAAGGAUUAAUAUGGACAGUAUGAGAUUGAAAACAAAUCCGCUAAUGGAUAGUAUGAGAAAUGAUUAUAUGAACGAUGCGGGACUGUCGGAUGUCAGUGAACAAACUGAAGAUACUAUAGAUUCGUCCCCACCUAACUAUCACAGAUUUCAGGAACCAAGUUCCAGUAUCGUAUCAGCUGUGGUGCAUGCUAAAAGAAAGAAACCCACCCGCCCUACAAUCAGAGCUACAUCAACUCCUGAAAGACUGAAUGAGAGAUUGCACAGGCGAUCGGCAUCACCGGAAAUGGAAAGAGCUCCACAUUCCGAUGUGUCAAUUUUACAUUGCAAUAUUGAUAAUAACGUGAUAGACAAUAUUCCCCAUACACAUGUCACCAAUGAGGAGCCAGUAAUAAGGAGGAAACUUUACUUCAACCCUGUGUUCUUUGAGACAGACCAUUUAAAGAAUCCACCCGCAGCCGCUGUGGACUUUUUAAAUAAACUUCGCGAAGUGAUGUCUAUAGCUAAAGAAAAGAUGACGUCAAAACGCUUUAUACCAAACCUUUCUGAUAUAGCAGAAGAAGAAUCAUACCAUACGAUUGAUUUAGGAUGGGAUAUUCCUUGUGCCAAGCGUGGCAGAAGAUUCAGCGCUAUCAGUCUGAAAAGGGAGAAUAGUAGGCGACAAAUACAUUGUGGUGGGUGUCCCGGUUGUGAUAGUAGUGUUAGGGGACAAGGUGCUGCUAGUUUAAUGCGAUCUAAUUCAUGUAAAACUUGUGUUAGUGACGACUAUAAACAAAAAAUAGUUCAAAGGUGGUUAGAAGAUGUUCCUUUACCGUCUGCAAAUACGGCAAGACCAACCAGGGUUGCUAAAGUAAGUGGAACACCGAGAGUUAUAGAGCCCAAGGGAAAAGAGGAAAUGCGAAUUAAUCCAGCAGAACCAUUGCGUAACGAGGACUCUGAAACAUUAAUAAUAUCAGAAGCGAUACUAAAAGAAUUAAUAUCGGAGCCUCAAGCUAUUGAAUCCAAAGAUCACUCAAUAAAAAAUACAGAACCGAAUGAAAGUAGCAAUAUAAUCAAUCCAAAUUACGUUAAUCACGAAAAACGGUCAGGAUUGAAUCACGCCACCCGAAAGGUCAGAAAAAGAUUGCCACCUCCACCGCCGCCGCCAGUAACAGAUUAUACUCAAAAUGAGGAAGAACCGGAACCAGUUUUGCCAGAAGUAAAAGAAAAAAUGGAAGCUGUGAUUCGUGAAUUAAAUAGAUGUAAAAGAGUCAAACCGGACGAUAAAGAAAUAUUACUUGAGGGGGCUGCUCCAAAAAUAAUUAUUCCGGUAAUUGCAGCUGAUUCACAAUAUCCCAGUAAUAAUAACAUUGUGGAUGGUGUAUACAAAAAAGAAUUUUAUAUACAAAGAGAUGUUGAUAUUGACUUUGACAGUUUGGAGCGAACGUCUAAUAAACAAAGACGAUUUUCUCUAGACUUCGCAUCUGAUUUACCAGAGCAAGAUGAUGUUAUAUGUCAGCAAAACUUAGAAAAAUCUAGAGAAAGACUAUCGCGUAGUUGGCGUGAUUUAAAAAAUGCAAUUGACAACAAUUUUUCAUCCUUACAGCCAGCUCUUAAUGUUUCCGAAAUGAAGAAGCUAACUCUUACAAAAGAUAUUUUUCUUAAUGGCAAUGAACCUAUUUACAAUGAUAUUGAUAAUCCUGGGCCUCUGACUAUUGAAGUACGUGGGUCUCCAGUAGGGGAAUGUAUACCUGAAAAUGAGGAUUUUGAUCCGGACACACUCGAUCGUAAACCAAAGAAACCUCAUGAACCAGUGGAAACCAAGAAGUGUGUUGAAAAAAUUUUACUCAAGUCUGGUGGAAGUUUUAAGAACAAAAUAAACGUUCCUCAAGAUCAAAAAGAAAAAACACCACCGGAAGCAGCUUUUACGCGAAAAAUUGGUAGCUUAAGACAAAUUUAUGAAGCAAAAACUAGGGCUCACGAUGAAUCGUUUUAUGAACGACGAGGUAGUAUUUCGAGUGAUUCUCAAAAGUUGAAUAAAUAUGUUGAAAAGAUAGAUCUUUUGCAUAGCGAUCAAGGCAACUUAAAACCCCCACUACCAUCAAAACAGAAAAAUCAUUCAGAUUUACCUAAAACGUCGUCAACACGUAACAGCCCUCAAAGUGACCGCCAUCAAUCGUCUGAAGAACGAGACAGAUUUCCACCUAGAUCAGAUAACAAUUCACGAAAAUCAGGAAGACGCUCAGUUAGAACUAGAACACGUAGACUCGAUGUUAAAAAAACAAGUAAAACUGAAGAUUCUGGGUACUUAAGUACCGAUUCUAAUGAAUCCAAACGCCGAGCAAGAUACCUAAUGCAGUUAAAACCAAAGUUAACCCCCGACCUUAUAGCAAAGCCAGUGCCGACACUUAGUAAGGGUUUGCAAAUAGAAUCAGACACAGAUGAGCUAGAAUCUCUAUGCGACGGACGAAGUGAAUCAGGUGGAGAGAGCGUCGAAACAGACUCCGUAUUCUUCGGUAACUACAAUGACUCCAAAAGAAUAUAUGAAGAACUAGGCUUAGAUGUGGAGAAUAGAGAAAAGAUAGCGCGUAGCCAAGAACAAAUAGAUUCGGGAUUCGCGGGCGAAACGAACAUUAUACUAAGUGGGGACAGUGAUUCUGAACAUAAAAGUGUUAUUUCGAUAGUUACAGGGAGAGAUGGUCGUACGUCAGUGACGUCUAAUUCUACUUUAGACGGUCCGCCGUUCCCACAAUGUGUUGAAUGUUGA